Passer domesticus (house sparrow) is the source of this 1664-nucleotide messenger RNA. It is a transcript of the gene TOMM40L, whose product is annotated as translocase of outer mitochondrial membrane 40 like. The record is from RefSeq and is a predicted model, not a curated record. Bases 192 to 1529 code for a protein of 445 amino acids. Lineage: Eukaryota; Metazoa; Chordata; Aves; Passeriformes; Passeridae. Gene Ontology annotation, biological process: protein import into mitochondrial matrix. The transcript is spliced from 5 exons. Gene Ontology annotation, cellular component: mitochondrial outer membrane translocase complex; mitochondrial outer membrane. Gene Ontology annotation, molecular function: transmembrane protein transporter activity.
GCCUUGGGGUCACAGGUGGCCUCAGGGUGGUCAGUGGCCUCAGGUCAUUGGUGGCCUCGGGGUCAUUGGUGGCCCUGGGUGGUCCCAGGUGGCCCCAGGGCCAUUGGUGGCCCCAGGGUGGUCAGUGGCCCAGGGGUCACAGGUGGCCCUGGGUGGGCCCGGCUGGCCCUGGGCUCCUUGGUGGCCUCACCAUGGCCACGGUGCCACUGCCCGCUGGUGCUGGCACGUGCCAUCAGCCCCAGGCCGGAGCUGGGGACACGCGGUGGUGGCCCUGUGGCUGUCCCCGUGUCCCCCUGUCCCCGUGUCCCCCUGUCUCUGUGUCCCUGUCCUCAUGCUGCACUGUCCCCAGGUGUUCCCCAAGUUCCCCUCGCCCUCUCCCUCCCCCUGCUGUCCCAGGUGUCCCCAGGUGUCCCUGUCCCCACUCUGCACUGUCCCCAGGUGUCCCCAUGUCCCUGCUGUUGGCAGGUGUUCCCUUGUCCCCAGGUGUCCCCAUGUCCCUGUCCCAUGCCACGCUGUCCCCAGGUGUUCCCCUGUCCCCAGGUGUCCCCAAGUAUCCCCAGCUGUCCCUGUCCCCACUGUGCGCUGUCCCCAGGUGUUCCCUUGUCCCUGUCCCCGUCCCUCACACUGCUGUCCCCAGGUGUUCCCCCUGUCCCCAGGUGUCCCCAGAUGUCCCCCUGUCCCCAGGUGUCCCCGUCCCUCACGCUGCUGUCCCCAGGUGUCCCCAGGUGUCCCCAGGUGUCCCCGUGUCCCCGUCCCACACGUGCUGUCCCCAGCUGUCCCCAGGUGUUCCCCCUGUCCCCAGGUGUCCCCAUCCCUCACGCUGCUGUCCCCAGGUGUUCCCCUGUCCCCAGGUGUCCCCAGGUGUCCCCAGCUGUCCCCGUCCCUCACGCUGCUGUCCCCAGGUGUUCCCCACGCUGCUCGGGGACAUGGACAGCUGUGGCAGCCUCAACGCCCAGGCCGUGCAGCUGCUGGGCGAGCGCCUGCGCGCCAAGGCCGUGUUCCAGGUGAGCCGGGGGUGCCACCCCCACGCCGGCCCUGUCCCCGCGUGUCCCCGCUGCCAGCGCCGCUGUCCCCGUCCCCAGACGCCACCAGGCCAAGUUCGUGACGUGGCAGUUCGACGGCGAGUACCGCGGCGAGGACUGCACGGCCACGCUCACGCUGGGCAACCCCGACCUGCUGGGCGGCUCCGUGAUCGUGGUGGCACACUUCCUGCAGAGCGUCACCGCCCGCCUGGUGCUGGGCGGGGAGCUGGUGUACCACCGGCGGCCCGGCGAGGAGGGAGCCAUCCUCACCCUGGCCGGGAAGUACUCGGCCCCGCACUGGGUGACGACGCUCAACGUGGGCUACGGCGGCGCCCACGCCAGCUACUACCACCGGGCCAACGAGCAGGGCUCCUGGACAGCAAUUGGAGCGUGGGGGGCGUCUUGGAGAAGAAGCUGCCGCCCCUGCCCGUGACGCUGGCGCUGGGCGCCUUCCUGAACCACUGGAGGAGCCGCUUCCACUGCGGCUUCAGCGUCACCGUGGGCUGAGGGACGGGGGACAGCAGGGACAGGACAGGGGACAGGACAGGGGACAGGAGAGAGGGAACAGGACAGCAGGGACAGGACAGCACAGGGGACAGCAGGGACAGGACAGAGGGGACAGCACAGGGGAGACUGGACAGU